AUGGCUCAGGAGCUGAUGUCGGGAAACAACAGGUUCCUGCUCAUGCCUUAUGGCGAUAGAUGGCGUGGCAUCCGCAAGAUCAUGCACCAGGUUCUGAACUCGCGCCAGGCCGACAAAUUCCAGGUAUACCAGGAUAUCGAGUCGCGCCGUUUGUUACACGCCUAUCUUCACCAUCCUGACAUGUGGUACCGUGCAAACCAGCAAUUUGCAAACUCAGUCAUCCUCUCCGUCGUCUUCGGGCGGGUAUCGAAUAUGAACGACCCCACUAUGGCCGAAUUGUUCGCGUCCUUGCAGGAUUUCUUGCGAAACAUAAAGCCAGGAUCAAAUCUAGUCGACAUGUUUCACUGGUUGGCGAGCCUCCCGACAUGGAUGCAGUGGUGGCGUUCAUACGGCCUCGCCCAUUUCGAAAGGUCUAAAGCCAUGUAUUUCCGUGAGCUAGACCUCCUCAAGAAGCGGAUGGAGGAGGGGACCGCCAAACCAUGCUUUGCAUUGGAUUACAUCGAGGCCAAGGGUGAUAUCGAUAUCAAUCAAGUUGAAACGGCCUUUGUGUUCGGAACCCUCAUGGAGGCAGGUAGCGAUACGUCCCGCGUGGCAAUCGGUCAGGGUAUUGCAGCAGCUGCUAUCUACGGUGACUGGGUCAAGAAAGCCAGAGAAGAACUCGAUGAAGUAUGCGGUGACGCUGAAAGGUUACCAGAGUUUAGUGACCGCGAUCGACUACCAUACCUGUCUGCCGUCGCCAAAGAAAUCCUGAGAUGGAGACCAUUCGUCCAAUCUGGAACGGGCAGGGAACUCAUCCAGGACGAUGAGUACGAGGGCUAUAAGUUCCCAGCCGGUACAGUUUUUGUCUGGAACCCAUGGGCUAUCGCAUUGAACCCCAACGAAUACGAGGACCCUCUCACUUUCAAACCGGAAAGAUUCCUGAAUGACCAGCUCAGAAGCCCCCUGAAGGGCCACUGGUCCUUUGGAGCAGGUCGCCGAGUAUGCGUUGGAUACAACGUUGCAGAUAUGAAUGUGUGGAUCGCUACCGCUCGACUGAUCUACUGUUUUGAUUUUGAACAGGUUCCGGGUGCGCCGAUCGACACGUUCCACACUAUCUGGGAAGCCCACGACAAGCCUGCGUUCCCCGUUAAGAUCAAGUGUCGUAGUCAAAAGCACGCUCAGCUCAUCGAAAAUAUGUAUGCCAAUCUAUCAGACUGA
Molecule: messenger RNA, 1197 nt
Organism: Fusarium redolens
Lineage: Eukaryota; Fungi; Ascomycota; Sordariomycetes; Hypocreales; Nectriaceae
Product: cytochrome P450
Exons: 4
Coding region: 1-1197 (398 amino acids)
Molecular function (GO): heme binding; iron ion binding; oxidoreductase activity, acting on paired donors, with incorporation or reduction of molecular oxygen
Source: RefSeq, a predicted model, not a curated record